AUGAUCCAACAUGAUUUGGUGAUACCCUUUCUCGCUGGCCUCCCUCCACACCCAGGAUGGCUACCUAAAUGGAUGGUCUUGAUCGCAGGUGUAUCGAUCCUCAACGGACUCCAGAAUUAUUUCUCUCUAGCUGGAGCUCGAAAAGUGUACAAUCGUCGGCCCGAUCGCGUCACCGCUCUACAAAGUCGGAACUUCGGAACCUGGACUAUCACCGCUGGUCUGGUCCGAUUAUAUGCUGCCUACAAUAUUUCGAAUCCAGGGCUAUACCAUUUGGCACUAGGAACUUACGCGAUUGCCCUGUCACAUUUCUUUAUCGAGGCUGUUGUUUACAAGACCACCGGGUGGGGUGCCUUACCGCCAUUCAUCGUAGCCUCCGUUUCUCUGGGCUGGAUGAUUAAGCAAUACGACCAUUACCUAUUUUAA
This is a messenger RNA of Puccinia triticina, 423 nucleotides long. RefSeq lists its product as uncharacterized. Gene Ontology annotation, cellular component: endoplasmic reticulum; membrane. The coding region runs from base 1 to 423 and encodes 140 amino acids. Gene Ontology annotation, molecular function: protein-macromolecule adaptor activity. NCBI's taxonomy places the organism in Eukaryota, Fungi, Basidiomycota, Pucciniomycetes, Pucciniales, Pucciniaceae. The record is from RefSeq and is a predicted model, not a curated record. The transcript has 6 exons.